This is a messenger RNA of Pararge aegeria (speckled wood butterfly), 2041 nucleotides long. It is a transcript of the gene Crk, whose product is annotated as adapter molecule Crk. NCBI's taxonomy places the organism in Eukaryota, Metazoa, Arthropoda, Insecta, Lepidoptera, Nymphalidae. Bases 381 to 1283 code for a protein of 300 amino acids. The transcript is spliced from 7 exons. Gene Ontology annotation, molecular function: protein binding. The record is from RefSeq and is a predicted model, not a curated record.
UUCGCGUGUGUGAUCCGUGGAACAUUAUUUAUAAUUUGGUCUAAUUAUAGUUUUAUUUCACAUAACGCGCCCCAAAGUUUAGUGAAAAAGGUGCGGUUGUUUGCGAACGGUGUAUCUACGCGAAACGCUCCCGAAACAUGUGUUUCGAUGUCAAUAUAAAGUUUGUGAAUUGAUGACACUGGCGAGUUUGUAAGCCAGUGGACAAUUCGUAAUUAUUUCUGAUAGCAGUUAUUAAAUUGUUAAUGGAUUGUUCGGGGAAUUUGCGGGAACGUUUGCGGGCGAUGUGCCGACAGCGUAUGAAUCUGGGAUAAGUGUAUUCUGUGAUAGCGGGAGUGUGAAUUACUGAAGUCCAUUUCCGGUGGUAUCGUUAUGUAUCGUCGAUGAAUUGUGAUCGUUUAGGCGUGAUUUUAAACGGCGGGAUGGCGAACUCUACCAUCGGAGCAACGUUCGAUGAAAAUGACAUGUCCAGCUGGUACUUCGGUGGACUGUCGCGGGUGGAGGCCACAGAGCUCCUUUUAAAUGAGACUGAACGGGGAGUAUUCCUUGUGAGGGACUCUAAAACUAUACACGGGGAUUAUGUGCUUUGUGUCAGGGAGGACCGCGUGUCACACUACAUCAUCAACCGCGUGGUGUCGGCGGACGGCAGCACGCGGUACCGCAUCGGCAACCAGCUGUUCGCGGACAUGCCGGCGCUGCUGUCGUUCUACCGCCUGCACUACCUCGACACCACGGCGCUGGUGCGACCGUUGCCGCAGGCCCGCGCCAAGUCGGCGCCCGCCGCCCCGCCGCAGCCGUUCCACGUGCUAGAGGUCGUCGUCGCCAAGUUCGACUUCGAUGGCAGUGACGCGGACGAUCUUCCGUUUCGACGCGGCGAGAGGUUGAUGGUGAUCAACCGAGACGAGGAGCAGUGGUGGACGGCGCGAAACGUGCAGGGCAAGACGGGCUCCAUACCUGUGCCCUACGUGCAGAGGCUGCUGGACCCGUCGGGAGUGCCGUACCCGGCGACGGAGGCCAUGAACCAGCUGGGAGACCCGCCCAGUCCGCCCAGCAACAAGCAGCCGCAGAAAGGCACCAACAUGCAGCGGACACUGCCUGCGAUGGCGCGGGUGCGACAGUCGCGAGUACCCAACGCGUACGACAAAACAGCACUCAAGCUACAGGAGGGAGAUAUAAUUAAGGUGACAAAAAUGAACAUCAACGGACAAUGGGAGGGAGAGCUCAACGGCAAAGUGGGACACUUCCCCUUCACGUAUGUCGAGUUCCUGGACGACGUACCCAGCUAAAGUGAAAUCAAAACCGAAAAGUGUUUUAAGUGUCCCACAAAAGUGAUUUAGUGAAUCCAAAGCGAAUUAAAUCCCUAAGUGAUUUGAUAAUACAAAAGUGAUUUUUUAAAUCUUAAAGUGAAUUAACAAAUCAAGAGUGAUUCAAAACGAUGGAUAUUCAAACGAGUCGUAAGCUGUUUAUAAUGACAUUAUGAGGAGAUUAUUUGAGAUACUUCUAAUCUAUAUUCUUAAUAUAAAUAGAGGACAAUAUUAUUUGUGUAAUAAGUUAUGUCAUUUUAGAUGUUAUUAGUGAAUCAAUUUCCAUAAUCAAUUCAGGCAUUGAAACUUCCACUUUAACUCUCGAUUCAUGUCUUUAUAUACCUUAAGUAUACAAUGUUCACACUCGAAAUUGUGGCUGCGUUUUCUAGUAUCGAAAUGUAACGUCAAAGUAAUUUGGACUUUAUUGCGUCUGUGCUAGAGUAACUAAUCCUGCCAGUUCUACCAAUAGUGAACUAAUUUGAGCUUUAACACAAGCUCUGUUCUUUUGUUUUAAUACUUUACUACAUAAUAACUUAAAAAUUCAUGUAUAUAGGCGAAACUUAAUACCUGGAGGCAUUUUCUACCAGUCUAACAUUUGGUAAAGUAGAUAAAUUUAUGAUUGUGCGUUGAUAAACAUUUUGUAAAAUGAAAACUAAUUUGGGAAGAUACAACUUCGUAACUUAUCAUCGUCAUCAACAUCAUCAUAUCAACCCGUAAGCUGUCCACUACAGGGCACUGGC